AUGGCUCUUCGCUGGUCAAACUUGGUGAAAGCACAAUACGAGUCUGCGAGAGUGAGCCAAGAACGGACAGAAGAAGACAGCUACGAAGCAGUCACUCUGAACAAUCUCCUAGUGCCAAACCUCGAGCUUAGCACUAAUUGCCAUCCGUCCUUUCCUGCGAACGUCGCACCUACUGUUACAGGACAGAGCAUCUCCCAGCGCGUGUUAUCCUUAUUACAUAGCUCCAGGUUCGUGAGCAUUGCAAGUCUUGAGAUUCGACACACGUCAGACCCAGCAGCCUCAGGAUCUGCCGGACUAGAUCCUGACGACCCAGCAUACGUCGAGCCUGAAAAAGACGUAUUGAAAGCAUAUUGGACUCUAUACAUCGAUUGCGUGGCUCUCAGCUAUGGAGGAGAAGCAAAUGCGUUUGACACUACAGUGAUGGCAGUUAUCGCUGCACUGAAAGACGUCAGGAUACCACAGGCCAGAUGGGACGAGGACAGCAAGCAGAUCUUCUGCAGUCCGGACUACACAAAAGCAAGGACCUUAGAGCUAAGAGGCCUACCAUGUCCGCUGAGUUUUGGAGUUUUCGAGCCAGAUUCGAGGAUCAAGUUCGAUAAUGAAGGAGCAGAGGUCAAUGGAACAGCCACACCUUCAAAACAAAAGUCGCAAGGAGCAACGAUACUUCUCGAUAUCGAUUACUUUGAGAGUGACGUCUGCACAGAGAAGGGCAACAUAGUAGUUGAUUGGUCAAGUAGGAGCUGCAGAAUCUUGCGUCUCGAGAAGGUCGGUGGUGGAGGAGUUCUAGGACUAGAGGGCAUAAAGCAGAUCGUCGAUAGUGCUGAAAAGAGGUGUCAAGAAUGGAAAGCCGUGUUGGAUGGCGCGAGUGGUAGUGGUGGAUGA
Molecule: messenger RNA, 882 nt
Organism: Lithohypha guttulata
Lineage: Eukaryota; Fungi; Ascomycota; Eurotiomycetes; Chaetothyriales; Trichomeriaceae
Exons: 2
Coding region: 1-882 (293 amino acids)
Biological process (GO): U4 snRNA 3'-end processing; TRAMP-dependent tRNA surveillance pathway; U5 snRNA 3'-end processing
Cellular component (GO): cytoplasmic exosome (RNase complex); nuclear exosome (RNase complex)
Molecular function (GO): mRNA 3'-UTR AU-rich region binding
Source: RefSeq, a predicted model, not a curated record